CUGGGCAGGGCAGGCAUCCGCUCGAGAUGCGCUCAUCAGUCUACUCCUCCACCUUGUCGCUGAAGUAUUCUCGCUGACCGCCCGAUCGUCAAGCAGCCGCCGCCGGCGCCGCACCAGGACGCGUCGCUGACGCCUUUGAAGCGCACUCGUCCAGUUUGGCCAGGGGGAGGGGCUUGUCGAAUCUCAAAGAUGCAGGAGGCCGGUGACACUCAGCCGGGAUCCCAGAGGGCCUUCAGCGUCCUGGAUCGUCUGCUGUUGACACACCCGGUGUGGCUGCAGCUGUCACUCAAGCAGGACUCCGCCAUCUACAUUCUGCUUCGAGAGCCUGUCGGGACAUUCUUGGUGCGCAAGUGCAGCUCCAGCCAGAGGAAGGUUCUAAGUGUGAGGGUGACGGCCGACAGGGGUUCUUCCUCGGUAAAGGAGUGCUUCAUCUGCGAGGAAGACUACACGUUCGCCUUGGAGAGCUCAGCACUCAGCUUCCCGGACUUGUGUCGCCUAGUGGCCUUCUAUUGCGUCAGCAGGGAUGUCCUGCCUUUCCCUCUACAGCUGCCCGACGCCAUUGCCAAGGCCACGACGCACAGGCAGCUGGAAGCUAUCUCGCACAUGGGCCAAGACUUCUGGAAUUCGCCAAGCGCGUCGGAACUUCAAAACGGACCGCUGACAUCAUCCGGCGGAAGCCCGAUUCAGGUUGCGGUGGCCUCAGACCGAAGGAGUGUUCAAGGCAAGCUGUGCUUUAUUAACCCGCUGUUCCUGCAGCUGGAAGUCUGCAAGCAAUCGGAACUCCAGAACCACAGUGCCUCAAACAAGCGACACCGUUUCAAGCGUAGUAUGCGGCUCCGCCUCUCAGAGUCCUCCAUGAACCUGUCCCUUGAAGGGGUGGGCUCCUACUCGCCACCACCGUCGGUAGAGAGACCCAGUGGGGCCGAUAGGCUGCACGACUCCAAUUCCCAGAGGAGAGUUCAUGCUGGAGCGGGGGUCCUAAGGAGAACCCCUGCUGUGUUGACAGGGUCUGCAGGUUCCGAGGAAGAGGAUAUGAUGGCUUUGUCGGCACGUCAAGUAAGCGGGUCUUCUUUACUUGAAAGACGAGUGUGGGAAAUAAAAUUGUGUAUGCCGUUUAAGGUGGACCGGCUUCCUGAUGUCCAGCAGUCACCGCCGGCAGAGAUGCCAGUCUUCGAAGUCGCUCUCCUGGCCCCGCAGCGCCAGCCGGCUCCGUCUCUGGCUGAGCUGGACAGCAACAGCUCCUUCAGCAGUCUGGACGAGGAAAAUGAUUCGGAUCCGGAGUCUGAGAGUGGUGUCCAAAGUCGAGUCGGGGGUUCGCGGCGGCCACCUCUGGUGCGCUCGCGAGGUCGCGGCGGCCUGCACCGUAUGAGCGAGGCAUUUGUAUGUUUCUUCGCUCCGGACAAGCGGCUGGCAAGACUGGUGGAGGAGCUGUCCCGGGACAGGCGCUCCAUCUUCGGAGGGAUGGUGCAGGAUUUCCUGCAGGCUCAGAGGGAGCUGCUCAAAUCUCACGCCGCCUCUUCGUCGUGUGCGACCUCUGUGGAACUCUUGCAGGGCGUGCGCCUCUUCCUUUCCCAGGCCAAGUGUUGUUUACUGGAAAGCGGCGAGCUAGAACCUCCCAUUGAAACAUUGGUGCCGGAAAAUGAGAAAGAUCUGGCCCUGGAGCGUGCCAUGUUUUCCUGUGUGCUCCGUCCUCUGAAAUCUCACCUGGACAAAGCCUUGACAGCGCUCCACCAGCGGGACACCUUCAGCCAGCGCUUCAGCCGAAACCUCAUGCGCGUGAAAGAUCAGGGCGCCGCAGAGCGCUUGGGCUUGCGCACCGGGGUCCCCGACGGUCGGCAGGUGGACAAGGUGAAGCAGAAGUUGGCUCUAAUGCGGCGCACACACUCACCUGUCGACAAGGUGUUGCUGCUGCUGCAGGUCUGCAAGUGCGUGCAGAAGGCCUCGGGUGCCGUCCAAGGGCAGGUAGUGAGCUGGGAGGACUUCCUGCCGGUACUCUCCUACGUGAUCGUUGAGGCCAACAGGCCUCACGUCCUGAUGGAGGUGGAAUACAUGAUGGAGCUCCUGGAGCCAUCCUGGCUCAGCGGUGAAGGUGGCUCCUACUUGACCAGCGUGUUUGCCAGCUUGCAUCUGAUCCAGAGUCUGGACCCGGACAAACCCGUAUCAGGCUGCGUGACAUCCGAGGCCCGGGAAGCUCUGAAGCAAUGGCGUUGUCGGCGAAGCCGUGAGGCUCAGAGGCAGAAGGAGAACCUGCAGAGCCAGAGGUGCGUUCGGAUACUAUUCCAGGACGGGGAACGGAGCGCCGUACGGACCUUGCAGUGGCGAGUGGGAGAGAGCAGCCAAGCCCUGGCGCAGCUGUGCGCCGACACCUUCGGCGUGUCUGACCCGCAGCAGUACACGCUAUACUGGCGCAGCGGCGGCGAAAUGCGCGCCCUACCGGCGCAGGCCCAGCCCCAGGACCUGGCGGGUCACAGCGAGGGAGGACCCUCCCUCUCCUACCUGAGGACCGACCAUGACUUCAGCAAGAUGCGGCGGCUCACCCGAGGUGGCGCCGUGGACCUGAGUGAGUCGGUGUGCGAGGAGUGAGCGGGAUCGACGUCCGCGGGGGGGCGUGGGGCAGAAAUUUGCGUCAAACGGACCGGGAGGAGGAGAAUUCCGGUUCUGCCGUGGAGGAAUGAGGUCACCAAAAAAACCUCUGUGCCAAAGUUUGACAAAGGAGAAGUCGGACGUCCGUGGACAUAUGAGCAGUUUUUGGAUGUCCAGCUCAAAGUCCAUGUACUAGUACGCUUUUUGUUCUUGACCAGAAGUCCCUAACAAUUAGAGGUCGACCAAUAUUGGAUUUUCAAAGGCUGAUGCCGAUUUUUUUGUGUUUAAAAUCAACUGAUUGCCGAUGUCUAAAGCCGAUUUUGUAAUUAUGAAAGGCAAUUGAAGCAAUCAUUAUGUACCGUAUUGGCCCGAAUAUAAGAGGUGUUUUUUGCAUUGAAAUAAGACUGAAAAAGUGAGGGUCGUCUUAUAUUAGUGUCUAGACAUUAUACCCAUUCACGACGCUAGAUGGCGCCAGAUAUCAUUGAAGCGAUGUUCUGUCAUGACAUAGCUCAGCUACUCUCAAGUUUAACCAGUUUGCAUUAUUUUAUUGCAAUGUUUUUCCUUAUUCAGAUUUGUUUCAGGAUUACAGUUAUAAUUAGAACUCACUUUGAUGGUUAUUGCAGUUAUUGCAAUUUUGUUGUUUUAUCACAAUAGAUUGGUUUAUUUUAGGGCUGUCAAAAUUAUCGCGUUAACGGGCGGUAAUUAAUUUUUAAAAUUAAUCACGUUAAAAUAUUUGACGCAAUUAACGCACAAAUGCCCUGCUCAAACAGAUUAAAAUGACAGCACAGUCAAAUGUGUACUUGUUGUGUUUUUUGGAGUUUUGGCGCCCUCUGCUGGCGCUUGGGUGCGACUGAUUUUAUAGACUUCAGCACCCAUGAGCAUUGUGUAAGUAAUUACUGACAUCAACAAUGGCGGACUACUAGUUUAUUUUUUGAUUGAAAAUUUUACAAAUUUUAUUAAAGCGAAAACAUGAAGAGGGGUUUUAAUAUAAAAUUUCUAUAACUUGUACUAACGUUAAUCUUUUAAGAACUACAAGUCUUUCUAUCUAUGGACCGCUUUAACAGAAUGUUAUUAAUGGUAAUGCCAUCUUGUUGAUUUAUUGUUAUUAUAAAGAAAUACAGUACUUAUAUACCGUAUGUUGAAUGUAUAUAUCCAUCUUGCGUCUUAUCGUUCCAUUCUAACUAUAAUUGACAGAAAAAUAUGGCAUAUUUUUCAGAUGGUUUGAAUUGCGAUUAAUUUUUAAGCUGUAAUUAACUCGAUUAAAAAUUUUAAUCGUUUGACACCCCUAGUUUAUUUACAUUUCAAAAACCAGAAGCCAUUCAUUUACGAAUGUGAUUGCAAAUGUUCAGAUAUUAAGAUUUGAAUGAGGCAAAAUACCAUGCUUUUUCUGUCAAAUAUAUUGUUGUAAUAAUUUUUUUUUCAGAUGUACUGUAAUUAUUUUCUGUAUAAAAAUUAAUUUGGGGUUCAAAAAGUCUUUUUUCAAACUUGAGUCUUGAAAAAGAGGGGGUCGUCUUACAAUCAGGGUCGUCUUAUAUUCGGGCCAAUAUGGUAAAUGCAUAGUAGAUUUUUGUCUUCUAAUGCUUACCUUUGCAACACUGGCCACUAGAUCGUGCAAAAUCACAAUUAACUAUCCUAUUAUAUUGGCAGAGUUUGAAAAAUGUCCAUAUAUCGGCCCGAUAUAUCGGCCGAUCGAUAUAUUGGUCGACCUUUACUAAUAAUACUGGUUGCAUAAAGCUGGCUAUGACAAAAGGAAUACUAGUACGCUGCUCUUUAUGAAACCGAUUUUCUUUGUUUUGGCUGUUUCUCUCCUACAAUCGUCGUGAGGUGACACCAGUGUGAAUCCGGACACAGAGUCAAACUGCCAAUAUGUGAAAAUUCACGUGCGUACAAGUGAAUUUUCCAGGAGUCGCCAUACCACGACAGUAUUAGCAGUCAAAGCGGAUGAGACCGGAACAGAACCCCGCUGAUUGUUCAACUUCGUCUUGUAUUUAAAAACUACCUUUGAUUGUUCGGCUUCCGGGUUGGAUUUGUGCAAGCUUUACCAGCAAGUGACGACGAUGUGUUUGAGCAUAAAUGCAUGUUUUUGUUUUGUUUUGUUUUGUUUUUUUAAAACUUAUUUUAUUUAAAGGCUCUGCGAAUGUGGUGUGCAUGUGUUUGUUUGACCUCACUAUUCCUUUUCACUGUAAUCGUGCCAGGUAACCUGCAAUUACAUUGAGAAUAAAAAAAUGCGUUGUUGUUUUUUUUUUUUAACUCUUCCAGUGCCAUUGACAGCGAUAGACGUCCAAUUUUUCUCAUGGAACAUUCUAUUCAAAUCAAGGGCGUAGGUUUGCAUAGGGACGGUAGGGACAUAACACUACCAACUUUCAAGCAUGCUGAAAUUGUCUCCAACUUUUAAGAACCUUAUUUGCAUUAUAUAAUGAUUUCAAUUAUAUGUGUACAGUAAUUUAGCUUGUCUUCCUAAAUGUUGUAAGGAUAUAAUUGACCCGACCAUUAUUAAGUGAAUUACAGUUAUUACAAUUUUUUUCUGCCAGCAGCAGCCACUGUAAGUAUUGUAAAAAGACAUCAAUGUUGUGGAAGUGGGGAACACACCACUAAUUUAGCUAAUGAAUGUCCGACUAUUAGGGGUGCGUGAGCAGCAGGGUACCCCAGAGCAGACAGAGUGUGGUGAGGAAGUUAUAUUUGCAAGCACAAGCGAGAACGUGGCAGGUGUAGAUCGCUCUGCUAGGGGUAGCUGGGAAGGAGGCAGGCGUGGAAUCCAACGAGAGGCGCGUUAAGUCAAGAUCUGGGGCGAGAACAUAAACGUCAUGAGCUCGGGAUCAGAUAAAAAAUCCAGUACGCGAGAAGCAACUAGUGUAGUAAACAGACUAGUUGAUUGGGUGACAAGGUGGCAACGUCCAAUGGCUUUUGAAGACUGGUGAUUGUCAUUUCAAGCACCUGUGGCCGCCUCACCCAUCUGACGUCCAGCCCGAAAUUAGGCUAAAAACACGCACACCUGCACAAGGUGUAGGACACCUCCUAACACCAACCUGCAUCCGAGUUAGCAUAACAUUAAUCUGAGUGAAUUUCUUGAAUUUAAGGAGGAAGCUGCGUUGAGUGAAAUACCCUACCCUGGGCUUGGUGGGCCGUUGGGUGUCCCGUGGGGUGCUGUGCCAGUUUGGGGGCUGCGGCUGUGACUCGUGGGCCGGGUGGGCGUACUGGGGUUGGUGGUGCUUUCCCUCUUCCUCCCAUCCCAGAAGGCCGGUUGAUAGGGGCGUGGGUGGCUUGGGAGACCACCCUGGAUCCCGGAGGAGGGGGGCGUAAUAAUGACGAUGGCGCCUUUGCUGGGCUGUGGGAGGAGGGAUUGGCUGCGCGGCCCUCCCCCAGGCUGGCUGGGUGGGGGCCAUGGCCCUGGGGUGGCACCCUCCACUCGUCUGCGUGGCUGUUGCCUGCUUGGUGGAGCUCGCACGCCGAUAAAUGUGAUUAGGCGCGCUCGGGUGGGGGGCCCAGGUGCCAGGAUUGGCGAUGGGGCGGCGUACGGUCGGUUGCCGACGAGUUUACAUUCACAAGGGAUUCGCAUGAUAACUGGUUUCUAGAUCACAGAGCUGAUUUGUGUAUACUCCCCCCCUCCCAAUCACUUAGCUUACAGACUCCCCCAGCCCCCUCCCCUUCUUUCCCUGGUCAACAGCCCCCCCACAUGGUGUCGACCGGAAAUACAUCUAGCUGACAAUAGCACCAACAUAUUCAUAGUUAGUGUACUAUAGGUGUUCAAUGUAUUUCUUGUUGUUGUUUGAGUUUCUUUUCUUUUGUUCCCCCAUAAUCCCUUCCUGUUCGCUGCUUUGUCAUAAUAAACGAGGUAUGUUGAAUGAUCACAAUGGGAGUAUGUCACACUGUCAAUGUGAAACAUUAAAACAGUUCAGACCAACCGGACACUUAGACUUCCAUUCUACGUGUCAAACAGGUGAACAAGACAGGUUA
Messenger RNA from Corythoichthys intestinalis (scribbled pipefish), 6537 nucleotides. RefSeq names its product Ras and Rab interactor 1b (gene rin1b). Gene Ontology annotation, molecular function: guanyl-nucleotide exchange factor activity; small GTPase binding. NCBI's taxonomy places the organism in Eukaryota, Metazoa, Chordata, Actinopteri, Syngnathiformes, Syngnathidae. Gene Ontology annotation, cellular component: endocytic vesicle; cytosol. The transcript has 11 exons. Gene Ontology annotation, biological process: vesicle-mediated transport. The record is from RefSeq and is a predicted model, not a curated record. Bases 190 to 2583 code for a protein of 797 amino acids.